Epithele typhae is the source of this 201-nucleotide messenger RNA. RefSeq lists its product as uncharacterized. The transcript has a single exon. The annotation marks the transcript as partial. The record is from RefSeq and is a predicted model, not a curated record. NCBI's taxonomy places the organism in Eukaryota, Fungi, Basidiomycota, Agaricomycetes, Polyporales, Epitheliaceae.
CUCGCGGGCGACCACCUGACUGCAAUUACAUGCAAGAUCAGGAUCAUCGCCCACGGCGGCCUUGCGAAGCUUCCUAAGGGCACGGUGGUGGCCGCCUCCGAGUUUGAUAGGCUCUCUGACAAGGAGGUGGACCAAAUGGAGGAGCUGCCACGCGCCAUUGGACGGUGCUCGCUGGAGACGAAGGUGCACCCGGUCUCGAGC